GUCGAGAAUCUUACAUUCAUUUAUAGAUAAUAUACAAAACAUAUUCCAGGGUAAAAUGGUAAUCUAAAAAUUCCUGGGAUCAGUGCCCUUCCCACUGAUUAUCAAUUUAUCAUAGACCACCCGGUAUUUCUCCCAAAGAGAUUGACAGGUCACAGCCCAACCGAACCUCAACGGAAAGAAUCAAAGCAUCUCAACUUAACACGAUUCCCACGCAUCCCUUGCCCCUCUGGCUGCGAUUCUGCGAAUUGGAGUCGGAUGCUCUCAGCAUAAUCCUCUAUUGCACAUUCCCGGAGAGAAGAUGAAAUGGGUAAUUUUUUUGGAUUUCGUAGGCGUCGCGGAAACAGCAGAAGCGUUAGCAGCAUCAAUGGCAGUUUCAGAAUCAACGGCGACAGCAGCAACUCUGUGGUAGAGCGGAGGAGAGCAGAAGUGGCAGCGCGGUAUCCGACAACCGCCAGGUCCAUGUCGUCUGAAAAGGAGAAAGGAGGAGCUUCUCACGCUUCUUCUGCUGCUUCCACUGCUUCCAAGCCCAACAAGUACUCCUUCAUCCCUGACAACUUCUCCACCAUCGAACAGGUUACAAAUGCAUUGAGGGAGUCAGGUUUGGAAUCAUCAAAUCUUAUUAUUGGAAUCGAUUUCACUAAAAGCAAUGAAUGGACAGGCAAAGCCUCAUUCAAUAAUCGGAGUUUGCAUGCCAUUGGUGAUACGCCUAAUCCAUAUGAAAAGGCCAUUUCUAUUAUUGGGAAGACUUUGGCUCCUUUCGACGAGGAUAACUUAAUUCCUUGUUUUGGCUUUGGUGAUGCUACCACCCAUGAUAGCGAGGUGUUCAGCUUCCAUGAUGAUCGUUCACCUUGCCAUGGCUUUGAAGAAGUUUUGGCCUGCUAUAAAAGGAUAGUUCCAAACUUGCAGCUGUCAGGGCCAACUUCUUACGCCCCAGUAGUUGAGGCUGCCAUAGAUAUUGUGGAGAAAAGUGGUGGACAAUAUCAUGUUUUGGUUAUCAUUGCAGAUGGCCAGGUUACAAGAAGCGUCAAUGCAAACGAUAAGGAACUCAGUCCACAGGAAGAGAAAACAAUCAACUCAAUAGUUACUGCAAGUUCGUAUCCUCUAUCCAUCAUUCUUGUUGGGGUUGGCGAUGGGCCCUGGGAUGACAUGAAGAAAUUUGAUGACAAGAUCCCUGCCCGUGGAUUUGAUAAUUUUCAGUUUGUCAACUUCACUGCAAUUAUGUCGAAAAAUGCAAGUCCCUCAGAGAAAGAAACAGCUUUUGCUCUUGCUGCUCUUAUGGAGAUCCCCAUCCAGUACAAAGCAACUGUUGAAUUUGGUAUUCUCGGACGGGUAACCGGGAAAGCAAAGAAGGUGGUUCCACGCCCUCCUCCAGCUUCCUACGCUCGCCAUGCACCUCCACCUUACGCAAUGCCUUAUGGAAUGCCAUCUCAUCAGCCAAGCAACCUCUCAUCACGCAUGCCAUCUCGUAUGCCAUCUCGUCAGCUAAGCAAUACACGAGAUGAAGGAAACCAGGCCUGCCCAAUUUGCCUGACCAGUGUAAAGGACAUGGCCUUUGGCUGUGGGCACAUGACUUGCAGAGAAUGUGCUUCAAAAGUGUCAAACUGCCCCAUAUGUCGGGAGCCCAUCAGAAACCGCCUCAGGGUAUACACCGGGUGAUUGCAGUCAGGCAAAUAAAAAUCUAUCUACAGUGUACAUGGGACGAUCUUUCUUUCAGUGCUGGUGAUGCACAUGUGUCUUUGUGCCCCAAUCUGUAAUUUUCCAUGUAAAUAGUGUUAACCUACCUGCUAGUGACUGGAAAAUUAUCUGUGAUGAUGUGUUUAUGUUUUUUGUAAGGGUUCGAUUGACACGCAAUUCAUGUUAUGUGUUUGUACGUACAUGUUGCAACCUCCAGCUUCUCAAUGAAGAAUACGUUUGUGGCUGAAA
This is a messenger RNA of Vitis vinifera (wine grape), 1923 nucleotides long. Its product is annotated as E3 ubiquitin-protein ligase RGLG4. The record is from RefSeq and is a predicted model, not a curated record. The coding region runs from base 304 to 1656 and encodes 450 amino acids. Lineage: Eukaryota; Viridiplantae; Streptophyta; Magnoliopsida; Vitales; Vitaceae. The transcript is spliced from 12 exons.